Molecule: messenger RNA, 3810 nt
Organism: Cynocephalus volans (Philippine flying lemur)
Lineage: Eukaryota; Metazoa; Chordata; Mammalia; Dermoptera; Cynocephalidae
Gene: AFF3
Product: ALF transcription elongation factor 3
Exons: 23
Coding region: 1-3810 (1269 amino acids)
Biological process (GO): regulation of gene expression
Cellular component (GO): nucleus; super elongation complex
Source: RefSeq, a predicted model, not a curated record
AUGGCAUGGAAAGAGAAGCGAGCAAAGCAAACUAAGGAGCAGCCUGAGUUGCAGGAGGGAGACCAGGAGCGCACAGGACCUCAGAGCCCAGGGAAGGCGGUCUCUCAAAGGCAGUAUGAGCGGGGUGAAGACAUCUUAAGCCAGAGGAAUGACUCUCUAGUUGUGGAAUUUCAGUCAUCAGCCAGCAGAUGCAGGAGUGUCUAUGAACCAGAUAGAAAUGCGUUACGGAGGAAAGAACGAGAAAGAAGAAAUCAGGAAACCCAACAGGAUGACGGCACAUUUAAUUCCAGUUACUCUCUCUUCAGUGAGCCCUACAAGACUAACAAGGGGGAUGAACUCUCCAACCGGAUCCAGAAUACUUUAGGCAAUUACGAUGAAAUGAAGGACUUUUUAACUGAUAGAUCCAACCAGAGUCACCUCGUUGGAGUUCCCAAACCUGGGGUUCCUCAGACUCCCGUAAACAAGAUCGAUGAACAUUUUGUUGCAGAUUCAAGAGCCCAGACCCAGCCCUCAUCUGUCUGUAGCACUGCAUCUUCCACACCAGCAGCUGUCCCUGUGCAGCAGAGCAAGAGGGGUACCAUGGGCUGGCAGAAGGCUGGGCACCCGCCACCUGAUGGCCAACAGAGAGCAACACAACAGGGCUCUCUCAGGACCUUGCUUGGAGAUGGUGUUGGCAGACAGCAGCCACGGACCAAACAAGUGUGCAACAUGGAGGUGGGUCUUCAAACCCAGGAGAGGCCACCUGCCAUGGCGGCCAAGCACAGCAGCAGUGGACACUGUGUUCAGAACUUUCCUCCAUCCCUGGCUUCAAAACCCAGCCUGGUCCAGCAGAAACCGACCGCAUAUGUGCGGCCGAUGGACGGCCAAGAUCAGGCUCCUGAUGAAUCUCCAAAGCUUAAGUCAUCUACAGAAGCCAGUGUGCACUGCACGUCAUACAGAGGGGUCCCAGCCAGCAAGCCGGAGUCAGCCAGAGCCAAGGCCAAGCUUUCCAAGUUCAGCAUCCCCAAGCAAGGGGAGGAGAGCAGAUCUGCAGAAAGCAACAGCUGUGUUGAAGAAAUAAUUCGGGAGAUGACCUGGCUUCCACCGCUUUCUGCUAUUCAAGCCCCUGGCAAAGUGGAACCAAGCAAAUUUCCAUUUCCAAAUAAGGAUUCUCAGCUUGUAUCCUCCGGACACAAUAAUCCAAAGAAAGGUGAUGUCGAGCCAGAGAGUCCAGACAAUGGCACAUCGCAUACAUCAAUGCUAGAAGAUGACCUUAAGCUAAGUAGUGACGAAGAAGAGAAUGAACAGCAGGCGGCCCAGAGAACUGCUCUCCGCGCUCUAUCUGACAGCACCCUGGUGCAGCCGCCCAACUGCAGAGCCUCCGUGCCUUCCAGCAAGGGCAGCAGCAGCGGCAGCAGCAGCAGCAGCAGCAGCUCCUCCAGUGACUCAGAGAGCAGCUCUGGAUCCGACUCGGAGACUGAGAGCAGCUCCAGCGAGAGCGAGGGCAGCAAGCCGCCCCACUACUCCAGCCCCGAGGCUGAACCGGCAUCCUCUAACAAGUGGCAGCUGGAUAAAUGGCUAAACAAAGUUAAUCCGCACAAGCCUCCUAUUCUGAUCCAAAAUGAAAGCCACGGGCCAGAGAGCAAUCAGUACUACCCCCCGGCGAAAGACGAAGCGCAGGACUGUGGGAAGCUCCCCGACGUCUGCCAGGCCAGCCUGCGAGACAAGGAGGUCAAGAGCGCCUGCAAGGAGGAGCAGAGGCCCAGGACGGCCAGCAAGGCUCCGGGCAGUAAGGGGCUGAAGCAGAAGUCCCCGCCCGCCGCCGCGCCGCCGCCCGCCGCGCCCUGUGCGCCCGUGGAGAGCGCGCCCGCGCCCGCGCCCGGCCGGAGGUCGGCGGGCAAGAAGCCCACGCGGCGCACCGAGAGGGCCGCGGCCGCGGACGGCGCCGGCUGCCACCGGCCCGAGGAGCCUGCGGCCGCGGACGCACUGGGGGCCAGCGCGGUGGGCCCCCCAGAGCCCCCCAAAGCCAGGCCCUGCGGCAACGGCAGAACGAGCCACCGCAAGGAGCUGCGCUCCACGGUGACCUGCGAGAAGCGCCGCACGCGGGGGCUGAGCAGGAUCGUCCCCAAGUCCAAGGAGUUCAUUGAGACAGAGUCGUCCUCCUCCUCCUCUUCGGACUCGGACCUGGAGUCGGAGCAGGACGAGUACCCUCUGCCCAAAGCGCAGACCGCGGCCACCGCCGCCGCCACCUCCGGGGUUGACCCGAGACUGAAGGAGGCGGCCAACAGCGUCAGCGGCGGCGGCCCCCGAGCCCCCGUCGGCUCCAUCAACGCCAGGACCACCAGUGACAUCGCCAAGGAGCUGGAGGAGCAGUUCUACACGCUGGUCCCCUUCGGCCGGAACGAACUUCUCUCCCCGCUGAAGGACAGUGACGAGGUCAGGUCUCUCUGGGUCAAAAUUGACCUGACCCUGCUGUCCAGAGUCCCAGAACACCUGCCUCAGGAGCCAGGGGCCUUGAGCGCUCCUGCGGCCAAGGACGCUGACAGCGCACCGCCGAGUCUCCCAUCCGACCCGCCGGCAGAAAAGGCUUUGCCAAAAUCCAAGAGGAAACGCAAGUGUGACAACGAAGACGACUACAGGGAGAUCAAGAAGGCCCAGACCGAGAAAGAGAGCUCUUCGAGACUGGCUGCCUCUGCCAAUAAUACUUUGUCUGCGAACCCUUGUAACAUGAACGUCAACAGCUUGGCAAUACCAAUAAAUAAAAAUGAAAAACUGCUCCGGUCACCCACCUCACCCCUCUCCGAUGCAUCUAAACACAAAUACUCCAGUGAGGACUUAACUUCUUCCAGCCGACCUCAUGGCAACAGUCUGUUCACUUCUGCCUCUUCCAACAAAAAGCAUAAGGCCGACAACCAGCCGCAGCCCCACGCCGGAGACCUCACGAAGGCAGCUCACAACAAUUCCGAAAACAUUCUCCUCCACAAGUCACGGCCGCAGACAGAGCCGUGGUCUCCAGGCUCCAGUGGCCACAGGGACUGCAAGAGGCAGAAACUUGUCUUCGAUGAUAUGCCUCGCAGUGCGGAUUAUUUUAUGCAAGAAGCUAAACGCAUGAAGCAUAAAGCAGAUGCAAUGGUGGAAAAGUUUGGAAAGGCUUUGAACUAUGCUGAAGCAGCCUUGUCAUUUAUCGAGUGUGGAAAUGCGAUGGAACAGGGCCCCAUGGAAUCCAAAUCUCCUUACACGAUGUAUUCAGAAACAGUAGAGCUCAUCAGGUAUGCUAUGAGACUAAAAACCCACUCAGGCCCCAAUGCCACACCAGAGGACAAGCAGCUGGCUGCAUUAUGUUACCGAUGCCUGGCUCUCCUUUACUGGCGGAUGUUUCGACUCAAAAGGGACCACGCUGUCAAGUAUUCAAAAGCACUUAUCGACUAUUUCAAGAAUUCAUCUAAAGCUGCCCAAGCCCCAUCCCCAUGGGGGGCCAGUGGAAAGAGCACUGGAACUCCAUCCCCCAUGUCUCCCAACCCCUCUCCCACCAGCUCCGUGGGGUCUCAGGGCAGCCUCACCAACGCCAGCACCCUGUCCCCGUCGACCAUCGUCAGCAUCCCGCAGCGCAUCCACCAGAUGGCGGCCAAUCACGUCAGCAUCACCAACAGUAUCCUCCACAGCUACGACUACUGGGAGAUGGCGGACAACCUGGCCAAGGAGAACAGAGAAUUCUUCAACGACCUGGAUCUGCUCAUGGGGCCUGUCACCCUGCACAGCAGCAUGGAGCAUCUGGUCCAGUAUUCCCAGCAGGGCUUGCACUGGCUGCGGAACAGCGCCCACCUGUCGUAG